CAAGCAGUGUGUGCACCAAGUCGGACCUCCUUACUAACAAGUCGUAGACUUGACACAACCAAGUUAUAUGACUUUAACUUCUACUGGAGUGCAGGUAACUACACAACUCUCCCCAGUACUUCAAGUCAAAGGGCUACACCACUAUGUCAAGUUGACAUGUCGGUCACCAGGUAAAUACUAGCCACUUGUAGCUCACCAAUUAAGGUUUGUAGGGUACAACUUUAAGCUACACCACAUUGAAACUAUUGCUAACACAUUCUCUGGUUUUCUCCACUUUGUUUAAUAUCCACUGUGUUCAAUGUUUUAAAAUAUCUCCCUGCUUAUUUUGUGCAGUAUAUCAUGUGAGAGCUUCCAAAUUGACAGAGGCUGUUUCCUUUGUGUUGUUAAUACUUGCCUCCUGCUAAUAUCACUGUUUUAUGUGCUUAUGUUGAAGGCAUAGCCUCCAAUCACUCAGAUGAUUACCCGUACAGCUGGUCUGUACUGCCUUAUCAUCCUCCAUCUUUCAAAUAUGGAAAUAGGAAGGUCAGUGGUUGCCUUGACUGCUGCCAUGUCUCCCUAGUCUACAGAUGCUCUGGUCAUGUAUAACUUCAAUGAAUGUUUGUAUAUUUAACGGGUUCUAUUUAGUAUAGUGAAUGGAUUCCAUUCAGCAUACAAACAUUCAUUUAAAGCUGGAAUCCUUAAUUGUGAAACUGCCAAGUCCGUUUGCGAUAUUACAACAACAAAGAAGUUAUUGCAAACAGUAGUUCAUUGUGUAGUAUACUCCUCUAAGAAAACCAAGGUUUCCGUUAGCCGGUAAUAGCCAGGUUUUGGACAAUAUAUUUUUUGCUUGUUGAAAAGCUGAUAAAUAAAAUUGCUGCCAGCCAAUUGUCCACCGGGAGAGAAAAAAGCCCAUUGCGAAAUAAUGCUUUUUAGCCUAUUAAUUGAUGGAAAUACCAGUGGAUGUAAAUACAUUUGACUGGUCAUGCUUAUCGGUCUAUAGGUUAAUUUGCAUAAUUUAGUGGAAUUAAAUUGGCGCAUGUGUACAGCAUAUUCGUUAUGUCUCUUAUUUAUCACGAGUACAGCAUACAGAUACAGAACCUUUGAGCGGAAUAUCUGUCAGACAGAGCGAGAGCUGCUGCUACAGCAUCUCAAACAGCAAAUGCAUAUGCAACAGAAGGCAGGCUUCAUCAGCGCACCAGCUGGAGGCAGUAUGCAUUUUGAAAACAUAUACUUAAUUGUUUGAAACCUGAACAUUUUACUACAUAUUAUGAGGCAUGUCUUACCUUGCUUCAAAGAAGCCUAGCCAAAAUCUGACCAUAUCCGUGGAGGCAAUUAUAUUAUAUCAACUUUCUUUCAUUGUCCAGUAGCCAAAGGCACAAUCCUAGUCAUAUUAGCAACCCAUGCUACAUCUUGCAUAUUAGAUCUCCCCUCUUUCUAAAUGUCUAACAUAUAUUUUCAUCUCUGUCACAUGAAACCUCUGUCAUAUGCGGUGUGGUUUUGACAACUGUCUUUUCCCCCGCUAAUUGCAUUAUGGUACGAACAUUCACGUGAAGCCUACUGCCUUGUGCGCGUUGCUGCACUUAUAAUGUGAAUAAAUAAUCGUUUAUCAACAUUUUGAGCAGGAUUUUCUGAUCUGUUGCAUCAGACUCUUUGCUUUUUCAUGUUUUUUUUUGUAUAUGAAGCCUAGGCCUACUGGUUGUAUACAUUUGGGAUCUAUCGUCCUACAGCUGUACCAGAGUCUGUUUGGAAUAGGCUAUUUCUUUCUCAACAAUCACACCAAUAGAAUAGGUAAACUUUUCUACUAUGGGGGAUAGUAGAUUGACAUAGGCUAGUGAUUUUGCUGUUCGUUAUUCUUCUUGUUGGCUGAGGAAAAGUAAAUGUGGACAGUUAUUCUAACACCUUCAAAGUGCACGUCAGAAUUUGGUAAGAAGGGCCGCACAUCAUUGCAUCCUCCACUUGCAUGUUCUGUUAAUAUGAAUGACCUUCAUCUAAAUGUGAUUUCUGUCAUUCUGAGCACAAUGGGUGGAUGCCCUAAUCAGGUUACUCAUCCAAUGCUUAUGAGUCCGGUACAUUUCUGAAAUGUCUGCUAAAUUAAAAAUUCUGCUGGUCAAAUAUCCAGCGCCACAUUUUCCCUAGUGGACACCGUAAAACAGCGAAGCACAGUUUUUUCCCUCAGAUGUCAUUGCACAGGGAUAGAACAGCAGAGUAAGUACCGCAAUAAUUUUGUACCACAUUGUGGGAGGCUUGUUACCUCUGCUUCUUCAACAAAACAAAAACAACAUUGGUAGGGCGGACAGUGGCGCUGUUUCCCCCUACUGCGGAUUCCAUUUUUAAGAUAUAAUGGCUAAAGAUGCUUCUGCCUGUUGUCUGAUUUGAGCCAUCUCUCUGUGUAUUGCUCAAACUGCUUAUCGUAAGAUGUUUUUCUGCAUUUUCACAAAUUCAAAAACGUAAAAUGUUGUUUAGCAAAAUAAAAUGUGUUGGUUUGUUUAGGUUUGCAAGGGAAUUGAUGGCCAACUGCAUGUCAACCUGCUGUGCUCGAUGAAUGUGUCAGAAACCCCUCUGGAGACACUACCAGACAUGGAGAGCACAGAGGAGGCCGUCAGACUGCUCAAGUCCACAAGGGAUUUUGACUAG
Molecule: messenger RNA, 2613 nt
Organism: Coregonus sp. 'balchen'
Lineage: Eukaryota; Metazoa; Chordata; Actinopteri; Salmoniformes; Salmonidae
Source: the annotation of a GenBank genome assembly